This is a messenger RNA of Dicentrarchus labrax (European seabass), 4722 nucleotides long. RefSeq names its product thymidine phosphorylase (gene tymp). Bases 115 to 1590 code for a protein of 491 amino acids. The transcript is spliced from 11 exons. Gene Ontology annotation, molecular function: 1,4-alpha-oligoglucan phosphorylase activity; pyrimidine-nucleoside phosphorylase activity. The record is from RefSeq and is a predicted model, not a curated record. NCBI's taxonomy places the organism in Eukaryota, Metazoa, Chordata, Actinopteri, Moronidae. Gene Ontology annotation, cellular component: cytosol. Gene Ontology annotation, biological process: pyrimidine nucleoside metabolic process; pyrimidine nucleobase metabolic process.
GUUAAUAACUGACAAAUAUCUGAUUAUUAAGAGCAGUUUCAACCUGUUUCUGUCCUUUUAUUGUUUGUUAAUCAGAGUUGGAAAGUAACCAAAUACAUUUAGUCAUUCCAUUUUAUGAAUCAUUCACAGGGAAUAUUUUCACUCCACUGCAUUAAUCUGACUCUUUACCUCAGUCAGUCGAGUUCUUCAGGAAUUAUUAAAACUGCCUUUAAUAAGACCGACACGAUGUCCAUCCCAGAUCUGAUCAAGAAGAAGAGAGACGGAGGAACGCUGAGCGACGACGAGAUCAAAACUUUCAUCGAGUCUGUGGCGAACGAAACCAUCCAGGAGUGUCAGACAGGAGCCAUGUUGAUGGCGAUCUGGCAGAAGGGAAUGGUCGACCAGGAAACCGAGACCCUGACCAGGGAGAUGAUGUCAUCAGGGGAAGUGAUGUCGUGGCCAGAGGAGUGGGCGGGGCUUGUGGUUGACAAACACUCAACGGGAGGCGUGGGAGAUAAAGUCAGCCUGGUGUUGGCGCCGGCGCUCGCUGCCUGCGGCUGUAAGGUGUGUGUCUGCCAGGUGCCUAUGAUCAGUGGGCGGGGCUUGGCUCACACAGGAGGGACUCUGGAUAAACUGGAAUCGAUUCCCGGAUUCAGCAUCCACCGAUCGGCAGCGCAGAUUCGGGAGAUCCUGGGCUCCGUGGGCUGUUGCAUUGUGGGUCAGACGGAGACGCUGGUCCCUGCAGAUCGAGUCCUGUACGCCCUGCGGGACGCCACCAGCACCGUGGACAGUUUACCGCUGAUUACCGGUUCUAUAAUCUCAAAGAAAGGCGCCGAGUCUCUGUCGGCUCUGGUGCUCGAUGUAAAGUUUGGACGAGCUGCUUUGUAUAAAGACCUGGAGAGCGCUAAAGAACUAGCACAGUCAUUAGUGAACGCAGGAAACGGUCUGGGCGUGCGUACGGCGGCGGUGCUCAGCCGUAUGGACGCUACGAUCGGUCGCUGUGUGGGAAACAGUCUGGAGGUGAUUGAAUCUCUGGAGACGCUGAAAGGAAACGGACCCGACGACCUGAUGGAGCUCGUCACGACUCUGGGCGGCCUGCUGCUGAUGUUGACGGGCUUGGCGCCCGACCAAUCAGAGGGCAGCAGGCGGAUCUCGGAGGCUGUGAUUGGUGGAGCCGCUCUCUCCAAGUUCCGGGCCAUGAUGGAGGCUCAGGGCGUUGCCACGGAGACGGCCCGCUUGCUUUGCUCCGCCCACUCAGAUUAUUACAGCGUCCUGAGGAAGUCGGAGCAUCAGCGGGAACUGGAGACGCCUACAGAUGGUGUGUUCGAGGGCGUCGACGGUUUGGUUUUAGCUGAAGUUCUUCAUAAGUUGGGGGCGGGACGAUCGAAGGCCGGAGAGCCUAUCAAUCACAGCGUGGGGGCGGAGCUACUGGUGUCACCGGGUCAGAGGGUCGGGAAAGGCGUCUCCUGGUUGCGGAUCCACUACGAGGAUCCGGUUCCGACUCCAGACCAGAUCCAGCGACUCCAGACCGCCCUGAGUCUGAGACCAUGUGACCGACCACAAACACCACAAACACAGAGUCUGGUGGAAGAACUCCUAUUACCUCGUUAAACGUUUUAAUACUUUUAUUUAUUAGACAAUAAAACAAUAAGAAACUGCUGCACGUGACCCCUCGCUAAGCCCCGCCCUCCCUUAGUUACUGUUGCCGAGCGAUCAGUUUACAAUAAACAUAUUGAUUAUUAGACGAUUUUAACGAUUAACUCAGUUGUUUUAGGUUAAAAAAGAUUGUUGGUGAAGUUUUUAUUUGUAAUUUAAAGUGACACUAACUUUGUUUUAUUAGUUACAGAAAUAUUUCUGAUUAAUAACUUUUAAUAUAUAAAAAUUACAAAAUAAAGUCACUUAAAUUUACUGAAGCUACUUGAUCAAUAAGUUGAUUUUAACACAUAAAAACUAAAAAGAAAGUAACUUAAUACCAGAGUGUAGAAAUACUCAAGUUAUUAUUGAUUAAUUAUAAUUAUUGAUUUAAAUUAUUUAAUAUGCUCCUGGAGAGUUUGUGAAUUUCCUCAUCAAUAAAGUUUUAUCUUAUUUUAACCUGUAAUAACAGAAUUUAAUAUAUUUGUGUUUUAUUACUAAUCUGAAUGAAAGUAACUUAAGUUCUUCAACAAAUGUAAUGGAGUAAAUAUAAAUAUUAAAAGAAAUAAGUCAACGUAUUGUUUACAUGUUUAAAUGUGUUUACAUUCCAGCUCUGAUGACACAAAAUAUGAAUUAAUUACUUUAAUUACUGCUGUUCUGUUUUCCUGAGUGUCCCUGAACACAACAUGUUAAUUAGUCAUUAGUUUGUUGGAGGUUUAACGAGCGUUUGUUGACAGAUCCACCACGAAUGAGGAGCAUAAGCCUCCAAAACCUGUGAUUCACAAGUGUGAGGGGUACGCAACUCAGAGAAACAAUCUGUAACAGGCUCAGUGAACGCAACAGUCUCACAUUAGCUUUCACUCCGCUGGUUUUAGCCUUUAACUCGGCACAAUCUGCCUUCCGAUGUCCUUUCUCGUGACAAUAGUAGAGAUACCGUAAAGCUUCCAAUAAAAGCAGGGUCCCUAAUAGACCCAGGUCUCUUUUAAAAGCCUGGUGUGGCUACACGUUUUAACAAAUAAACGCAGGUCUCCAAUAGAGGCCUGGUCUGGAUUUUAUAGAAAUUAUCUCGAUGUAUAAAACCUCUUAAAAUCCACCGGGUCGCCUGCUUGAGCGAGUUUUAAGUCGUUUUGAUCUCCUACACAAAUAUAAAUGUUUAAACUUCUGUCAGUAUGUACAUAAUGAACAUCAUUAGAUCAGUUAUAGAUUCUCCACAAUUCAAUCGUUCAAUAUAUUUUACGAAAACUAUCAAUACCAAAGUUUAACGUUAAUUCAUUCUGAAUUACCGGUAACACGGUAAACAAGAGAGACGGAAAUAGUAAAGGAAUUAAAGGCCUGUCCCAAAUAAAGGCAGGGGGAGUUCAGUGAUUUAAGCAAAUAAACAGGCUUUUAUUAGAAGUUUUACGGUAUUCCCAUUGUCAAAAUUAUCCCUUGCUUUAAGUUCAGCUUUGAAAUGUCCAACUGUCUCUGAACCCGUCCUUAUGGAGCGAUACGUACUCCUCAGCUGAACCAGCAGCCUCAGCAGCUGUAGUCAUUCUCCGUUCCCUGAUGUAUGUUGCAAUACGUUCUGGAAGACUAUUUUUAAAUCAUCAAAUCACACAACUCAUCAAAAGUAGUGACUUCAAGCGCAGUUAACCAUCGGCUAUAAUGAGAAGUCUCUGCGUGUGUUUGACCAUUUUUCUUCUCCCAGGACCUAAAACGCUGACGAUAUGUUCAUAAGCCUUCAGUACGGCUGCUUUUAUUUUGUCAUAGCUAGAGUUAUCGUCCACAGUCACAGAUGAAUAUUCCUCCUGCGCCGACACACUCUGAAGCAUGAGGACGCAGGUCCUAGCCUUAGCUACACGUUCAAACAGCAAGAAAAAAGGCUUUUUUUUCAUUAAAUCGAGGCAACAAGCGGAAGUUAUUGAAGUGAAGCCGAUCAGAAGAGCUGGGCAGCUUCCCGCUCUCAGCCUCACUGGACAAUAGUCCAUCUUUCACCAGAGACAAACGAAAUCCCUCCAAAUCUAGUUCUGCUAUCUGACGGAUUCUCUCCACUUCAAGUUGUUUUUUAACUUCUAGUUCUUGUUUCAUUUUUUCAUGGUCCAACUGCAACAUCAGAAUCUCUUUUUGUUGCUCAGAAUUUUAAUCCACGAGUCUGAAAAGACACAGCAGGAGGAUCUGGAGAAAAAUCCCCCUCAGCCUCAGACAUUAUUCCAUCGUCAAUUAGCUGUUAUAGUGGGAGCGUGCCUAUGUUCCCACAUUUCCUUUUUCAUAAAUUUCUAUCAGAUUUUAUCCCCCUUUCUCCCCCUAGCCCUAACCCUAACCACAUAGGGCUGUGGGAACAUAGUGCUGACCCCUUUAUAGCCGCUUUAACGUUCUCUUUGAGACGUCUGUCACCUUCGAACUCCACUGAAUAAUGUGCAGCAAUCUUGAGCAACUGCUCUUUUGUGCAUUUAUCCAGGGACUCCCGAGAUGGGUCGGCAAUAAACGCUUCAACUUCAGCCAUUACAAAAUAUGCAGCACAACAAACAAGGUCAACACCACACUUUUACGCACACCAAAGGACCAGAGAGUCACAACGCCGUUCACCCGUGCGCACCAGAGAGGAAUAAACUUCCAUUCAGUUUGGAGUUUCCCCGUUAUCGAAACCCAACCGGCCAACUAAACUCCCCCCCAGUCUUCAUGCGGUUAGUUAGCAGCACCCUCCCGCCUGGUGAUAUACUGAAACCAAACACCGAAUUUACAAAUACAUUUACAAAUAAUCGCGCAAAAAAACAGGAACAAACACGAUCGGACGAGCCCCCAAUUUGUCAUAACCCGGCUCCUAGGCUAUGACAAAUACGGCAUAGGACACAAUAGAUGGCUAUUAAUGAGUGAAUUUAUUAUAUUAACUUAAACAACUGAGCUUAUAAGUACAAAUGUGAAGUGUGUCAGUCAGUAACAUCAGUAAUGUAAAUGUGGAUGUUUGAGCAAUAUGAGCUGUAAAUGUUGUAAUGUGCUGAUGGUGCCUUCAAGGACACAUAGGAAAAACAAUAACUGGUCAACCACAUCAGCACAUCAACAUUAGACAGGGACCGUCACAUAUUAUCAUUGAUUAUUGACUCAAAUUGAUCACAAAUAAAUGACUUUAAGUUC